CUUGUCUGUUUACCCAACAUGUUGCUAAGAGACCAAAUACAAGCUAAUUUUGAUAAGCUCCAGCGUUAGAUUUGACACAGGUAGGACAACGCCCAGAUUUUAUACGAGAAGGCAGCCGAAUCCUACUACAGUCUGGAAUUCGAUUGGAAUGUUAUAGCUAGAGACUAAGCUAAGGAACAAGAACGUGAAGUCGUACAGAAUUAUAUAAAAAACUGAGAAACGUGAAACUUGAAAACCGGGUAACCAUGCCGAAGAAGGGUGCGAAAAAAGGAGGAGGGAAGCAAGCAGGGAUGACGGAGGAGGAAAGACUCUUGUACAUGCAGCAGAGGGCCCAGGCAGAGGAGGAGAUGGCCAAAAGGAAGGAGGACAUGCUUACUCAGUUCCUUAGGGAUAAGUUGCAGAAAGAGGAGCGCAACAGUGUAGUGAAUCAACACAAGCUGACUCAGCAGUGGCGAGCAGUUCUCCGCCAGACGCGGGCAGCUGAACUGCGCGCUGAAAUUGAUGUAUUCAGCCAGACCUUUGAGAGAGUGCUGGACAGAAAGGACAGUGUCAUAAAGUGUUUGGUAUGUGACCUGAGCGAGGCGGAGCAACAGUUAGCCCAAGCCAAUCGCUCUCACCUACAUUGUUUGGACUACUUGCUGGCCCUGCAGACGGGUAGGCUGGCGUCCUUGAAGCAGCAUUGGAGCAGCAGCCUGGAGGAACUCACCUCUGAGUUCAACAUUGAGAGGGAGCGCAUCCUCUCCCAGCACCAGAGGGAGUGUGUGUACCUGGAGGAUGUGACCUUUGCCAUGGAGCAGUACUACACAGAGCAGGACGGGGAGGGCCGUCAGGACUACCAGAGCACCAUAGAUGAGAUCAAGAACAGGAGCAUUGAGGAGAAGCAUGCGCUGAGGAUGCAGCUGGAGGGGGAGGUGGAGGGCCUGUGGGAUCACUUCCAACGGGCAAAGUGCAGCUACAACGAGGCCACAGAGGACCGUCACAUUGCCUUUGAGUCGCUGAGGACUCACGACCAGCACAGCUCUGAGGAGAUCGACACGCAGGCGAGGAAGCUUCAGAAGCUGCAGGACACCGUUUCAGCUUUACGUUCCAAGCUGAACUCGAUCCAGAAGGAGAGUGCAAAGGUAACGCAGGACCUGAGGACGGCCAGGGAGGAGGUGACCCUGCAGACUUAUCAGCUCAAAGGUCAGCUGAGCCGCACCCGUACAGCCAAGAGGACCCAGCUCACGAACCUCACUGUGCACAGCGACGCUGCCACCAAGAAAUUACUGGGGAUCAUCGCCAAGGGGGAGAGGCUGCUACGUAUGGCUGAGAUGUGUCGGAAGCUGGAGACCGAACAUGAAAAAGUCCUGCCCUUCUACACCUCCUCUCUCACCGCUGAAGAGGAGAGCCAGGAGAGAGCUAAUGUUAUGGAGCCUCCGUCAGAGGCGCUGGCACAGGUACAGCGUUUUAAAUACUUUAUUAUUCUCUCGCUCACACAUGCAUGUGUUCUGACCCUCACUUUGUGUGCGAAGGCUAUGCUGGACUACUCGGUUGUGGAGCGGUUCUGGCAACGCUAUAACAAGGUUCUGCUGGAGCGGCUGUGUCUGGAACAGGAGAGAGGAGCUCUGACCGAGGAAAACCAGCAGCUGCGGGGAUUACUGAGGCAGUACCUGGACAGCAUCUCUGUUAGCGACGAGGCGCUCGGUCAUCACAGCCCACUGCUGAUGGUGUCACAGCCCGCCCUCACCGCUCCACCCACAGUGGACACCCAACCCAGGCACCACACUGUCGUCGAAGCGGCACACAUUGUCCAAAACAUACGGUGAAGAUGGGCACACAAACCAAACCUGCAUCCUCACACCGUCAUUUCUACUGCAGCACCGAAAGGGGUUCGAGUUGGAUUAAAUAGAACGUGAACUCCUCUUCCUUGAGUCCUCUUCCUUAUUCUACUUUUUGUGUGACAUUAUUUCAACUAAGUGUCUGAAGAAACUAUCAAAUAAACAAGGGGAACGUUCCACUGAUAAUAAACAAAAUUCUCCCUCUGGUUGUUUUUUUUUUUUUCCUUUUAUUUAAAUAGUUUGAAGAGCUUGCUUUAUUUCUUCUUGCUCUUCUUGUC
Messenger RNA from Esox lucius (northern pike), 2095 nucleotides. It is a transcript of the gene drc2, whose product is annotated as coiled-coil domain containing 65. NCBI's taxonomy places the organism in Eukaryota, Metazoa, Chordata, Actinopteri, Esociformes, Esocidae. Gene Ontology annotation, biological process: regulation of cilium movement; axonemal dynein complex assembly; cilium-dependent cell motility. Gene Ontology annotation, cellular component: axonemal dynein complex; axoneme. The record is from RefSeq and is a predicted model, not a curated record. Bases 246 to 1805 code for a protein of 519 amino acids. The transcript is spliced from 9 exons.